AUGAUGUCCGGGUCGUCUUUCCAAGGGCUGCUGCUUGCCCACCUGAUCGGUUGUGUCGCUGCCAUCGUGUGCCCGCCGGAACUUGUUCAGGGUGCUCCUGUGGGCUUAUCCGAAGGUGCCAAAUGUGGAGGGACCUGCAACACCCACGGAAGUUGUGCUGCCGGACUACGCUGCAAGGAGACGCCGACAACCCCUUUCUUGGGUGUGAGGCCGGCAGGUGUUUGCAGCUCAGCUGGGCACCAUGUGGCGCUGGACAGCAAAGAUAUUCAGACUGUGGUCAAAGAAGCCGUGCAGUUGUUGAAUGGGCAACUGAACAGCAUCUACAUGCUUGUCCCGGUUGCUAUUCUGGGGGCUGAGAAGAAGAACAACUUCGAGGGCAUAGUGUACGAUCUGUCCCUUGCCCUGGCUUCCAGCACCUGUCGGAACGAUGGCGCACACAGCCCAUUGGAUCCAACCUGCCAGCCGCAGCAUGGGGUGACUCCGAUGAACCUAGAUGUCGUCGUACAGGAGAAGGACUCCCAGUAUGCAUUACUGGGCCAUUCCAGCAUUGACCGUCCCGUGCCGGUGGCGCUUCGAAUCUGA
Molecule: messenger RNA, 582 nt
Organism: Symbiodinium sp. CCMP2456
Lineage: Eukaryota; Dinophyceae; Suessiales; Symbiodiniaceae
Source: the annotation of a GenBank genome assembly